ACUAGGCAACCAAUCAGUGGCGUCGAUUAUAAAUAGAAUUCUUCUUCUUGCUCGUAUAUAUUGACAUUUCGGAAAAUUUGUGGGUAUUACUGAGGAAAAUUAAUCAGUUGAAAAGUUUUUAUUUGUCGCCAUUUACGAGAUUUUUGUAAGAAGAUGAAGAUACUCAUCAGCAAUCUGCUAUCUGCAAUCGCAUUUCUUGUGCAAUUUGGUGAACUGAAUGCUUCAGGACUUAGAUUCGAACUAUCAACCCGGCUCACGCCAAAAGUUGUUCCUAGAUCACGGAAUCCCCAACAAAUUGUGCGUGCGCCAGAUGAGCGUAUUCUUCAUGGUGAUACCUUCAUUUCGUUGUGGCUAGAUCCUCAAAAUCGACGAACAGUUUUGAAAGCUGACCAUGGGAUGAACAUUUCUCCAGGUGACGCAUUUGUUUCUGGGAACGAUUUUUACAUGAAACUUACUGAAAUAGGAGACGCUCAAGGAAAUUUUACAGUUGUGGGAUAUUUCUGGCCGUCUAGAGUACUUUUUGGAGUCCGAGCACCUUGCCCAGCUCGUUCAACCGUGCUGGAACCUAAUUCAUCACAAUGGUUUAUCUUGCAUUAUGGGAGAGGCUAUAGGGUAAAGACAAAUCGUCGUACCGGAGAAGUGGAAUAUGUUACCCUCUUGCCUAGAAAUGUACAUGAAAAACCAGAAAAUCAACAUGGUCUUCAACGCCAACGGUUUGGAAUGAAUGGCGUGCACUUUUGGAUCUACUAUGAACAGGAGAAAGGAGUUUUGGGAGCUGAAUACAUCCCACCUUCUCCUUGAUUGCAUCCACAUUUAUCUAUACACAAAAGUUUUAACAAAUAAGUGCACAUUGUGUAAUAUGCCCUUGAUUCAUAUU
Messenger RNA from Belonocnema kinseyi, 877 nucleotides. RefSeq lists its product as uncharacterized. The coding region runs from base 154 to 801 and encodes 215 amino acids. Lineage: Eukaryota; Metazoa; Arthropoda; Insecta; Hymenoptera; Cynipidae. The record is from RefSeq and is a predicted model, not a curated record. The transcript is spliced from 3 exons.